AUCGACUUAGCAUUAACCAACUACUUGCUUAACUAGUAUUGGUUAGGACUUCUUUUACGAACAAAAUCACUUAUAGAAUAUGCAUAUUACCAAGUUUUUUGCGGCUUUUCUUGCCCUCGCUGGUGGAUUCUACACCAGUUCAGCAGACGUUCCUAAAGUAAAUAAAGCAGGAUUGCAGGAAUUACUGAAUGCUGAUAAUUUGUUCAUGACUAAAUUUUAUGCUCCUUGGUGUGGCCAUUGUAACGCAUUGGCCCCCGAGUACGAGUUAGCUGCCGAAGAAUUAGAGAAAGACAAUAUUUCUAUGGUUGAAGUUGACUGUACAGAGGAGACUGAUCUUUGUAACGAAUACAACAUCCGUGGUUAUCCUACUCUCACUGUAUUCAAAAACGGAGACGUUAGCAGUCAGUAUUCUGGUCCUCGUCGCCACGAUGCUCUUGUUAAAUACAUGAAGAAGCAACUACAACCCGUUGUCCAGAGCGUCAGCAAGGACAAUAUUGACACUUUUACUGAAUCCAGUGAAGACUUAGCUGUGGUUGGAUUUUUUGAUGACGAAAAACUUAACGCUACUUACACUGAUGUCGCUGAAAGCCUAAAGGAUGCUUUUGCUUUCGCUUCAUCCUCUGAUAAGGACUUUGCCAAAUCUUUAGGUGUUCCUUUCCCCGGACUUGUCGCUUUCACUAAGGAUCCUGCCCAAGAUUCCAACAAGAUAGUUUACAAGGGCCAAUGGCAAAAGGGAGACAUCGGAGACUUUUUGGGCUUCUCUAGCAUUCCUUUAUUAGACGAAUUAAACCAAAUGACUUUUAUGAGAUAUCACAGCAGUGGAUUACCCUUGGGUAUUAUUUUCUACAACAGUACUGAAUCUCGUGAUGAGUUAUACAACGUGUUUCAACCUCUUGCUAAGCAAUAUCAAGACACUGUCCGUUUUGCCUUCUUAGAUGCCUUGCGUUAUGGUGCCGUUGCUAAGCAAAUGAAUGUCGAGUCUAACUGGCCUGCUUUUGUUAUUACUCAUUUGGAUAAAUUCCUGAAGUUCCCUUACCCUAACUCCGACUUGACUAGCAAAAAUAUGGCUAAGUUUGUCAAGGAAUAUACCGACGGAAAACUUCAACCUAAAAUUAAGAGUCAGCCUGUCCCAGAAUCUCAGGGCGAUUUGACUGUGGUAGUCGCCGAUAACUACAAUCAAGUAGUUUUAGACUCCACUAAGGAUGUUCUCGUUGAGUUUUAUGCUCCCUGGUGCGGACAUUGUAAGAAUCUCGCCCCUACUUAUGAAUCUCUGGCUGAAAAGUAUGCCGAUAACAAAAAUGUGGUAGUAGCUAAGGUGGACGCCACCGAAAAUGAUCUUGACGUUUCUAUUUCUGGCUUCCCUACUAUUAUGCUCUUUAAGGCUAAUGAUAAGGAAAAUCCUCUUUUCUACGAAGGUGACCGUAGCUUAGAGGAUAUGUCAUCUUUUAUUGAAAAGCAUUCUUCUUUUAAGUCUACUUCUGAGGAUGAAACUGAAGAUGCCAGCGAAACGAAACAAACUGAAGAGGACACUUCUAAGGAAAGUGAAAAGGAAGAGGAGGCAUACAAUGAAUUGUAAGAGAUCCCGACUUUUUUAUUAUCGUCCUUUUUAGCUAUCUACUGUAUGUAACUAAUGGAUAACAGCAUCAUAAUGUUUAUAAUAAAGUUGUUUCUUAAUUCAAGUAGUUUUGGGAUGUAACUUAAGUAGUCGAAGGUCAGAG
Molecule: messenger RNA, 1718 nt
Organism: Schizosaccharomyces octosporus yFS286
Lineage: Eukaryota; Fungi; Ascomycota; Schizosaccharomycetes; Schizosaccharomycetales; Schizosaccharomycetaceae
Product: protein disulfide isomerase
Exons: 1
Coding region: 80-1576 (498 amino acids)
Biological process (GO): response to endoplasmic reticulum stress; protein folding
Cellular component (GO): endoplasmic reticulum
Molecular function (GO): protein disulfide isomerase activity
Source: RefSeq, a predicted model, not a curated record